Molecule: messenger RNA, 723 nt
Organism: Cloeon dipterum
Lineage: Eukaryota; Metazoa; Arthropoda; Insecta; Ephemeroptera; Baetidae
Product: E3 ubiquitin-protein ligase Siah2-like
Exons: 3
Coding region: 1-723 (240 amino acids)
Biological process (GO): multicellular organism development; proteasome-mediated ubiquitin-dependent protein catabolic process
Cellular component (GO): cytoplasm
Molecular function (GO): ubiquitin conjugating enzyme binding; ubiquitin protein ligase activity; zinc ion binding
Source: RefSeq, a predicted model, not a curated record
AUGAUCAAGUGUCCAGUGUGUUUCGACUAUAUUCUGCCACCCAUUUUCCAAUGCGAGAAUGGGCACGUGGUCUGCCAAAUCUGCAGGACGCGGCGAUGUCCCACAUGCCAAGUGCCUAUCGAAAACGGAAUAUACGCCACUAAGGAGGUGCUAUCGGAAACGUUGGGCUGCCCUUGCCAAUUUAGAGAUAACGGUUGCCACCUGAGCCUGAAUCACGCCGAGGAGGACAAGCACGAGAAUCAGUGUCCCUUCAUACAGAUCAAUUGCCCUGGGGUCCACUGCGAGUGGAAGGGACUCUUGAGACAGACCCUGCUCCACCUUUUAGAAGUGCACAAAGUCGCCUACCAUAAAUCUAGCACGGACAUCGUCAUCGAAGCCAAUGAGGUCACUAAAUCUUCAGGUGCUUUUGAGUGGCUGAUGGCGCAGCAUUGUCAUGGCCGUGACUUUUUAGUUGUGGUAAGGAGGUUGAAUGAACAGCAGUACGUGGCUUACGUCCUGUUUAUCGGCACUAAAAAGGAGGCUGGACAGUUCUUUUACAGACUAAAUCUGUGCAGUGAACAGCAGAAAGCUGCUUUCCAGGCGGCCACUCGUUCUGUGGCGGAGGGCAUCAACGCUCCCACCGACCACAAGGACUGCUUCUUCUUCAGUCAGGAGGACGUCGAGAGCUCUAUGGAUGGAGAUGUCUUUGAAAUUAAAUUAGUUGUUGGCAACAUUGGCAUAUAA